Molecule: messenger RNA, 578 nt
Organism: Apis cerana (Asiatic honeybee)
Lineage: Eukaryota; Metazoa; Arthropoda; Insecta; Hymenoptera; Apidae
Source: RefSeq, a predicted model, not a curated record
AAAUAAUAAUUUAACGAUCAAAUGAACGAUAUGAACACGGAUGCCUGUCAAGAUAAUGUACCAAGAUAUGAAAAAUUAGCAAAGCCGAAAAAAAGAAUAGAUAAAGUCAAUAAUUACAACGCCUUCAAUGUAAAACGUGGUGCUUUGUCGUAUCAAAUUACAGACUCGUUAAACAAACUAGCUCAACCUAAACGAAAACCAAAUGUGUCCAAUACGUCCAAUUUCAGCGCGAAAACUUCUCCAACUGCAGUGAAGCAAGGACAUCACAAAUUGAUAAAUAGCAGCGAACAAUCGAAGGAUGCACAAGAGUCGAAGAAGAAGAAAUUUUUAUUAGACACUUAUGCCCGUAUUACCGCAGCAAGGAAUAAAGGAUGCUCGAAACGUUUGCACGAACUCGCAAAACCGAAAAAUUAUAUAAAUAUGAAUCACAAUGGGACUUACGAAGAUUUUGAAAAUUACUUUCAAACGAUUAACAAAUACAACGCGAGAUCGCCACUUUUAAAGAAAAGAUAAAAAGAAUUGUAAAUUUGAUCAUGUAAUGUAAUAUAAACAAUAUCAAAUAAACACUUUGACAUUUC